AUGGUGUCCAUGUUCCGGAGCGAAGAGAUGUGUCUGACACAACUUUUUCUACAGGUGGAGUCUGCCUAUUGCUGUGUGGCAGAACUUGGAGAGCUGGGUCUGGUUCAGUUCAGAGAUUUGAAUGCAAACGUGAACAGCUUCCAGAGAAAGUUUGUGAACGAAGUAAGAAGAUGUGAAUCCUUGGAAAGGAUCCUUCGCUUUCUGGAGAGUGAGAUGGGGGAUGAUAUACUGCUUCUGAAGCCUGAAAAAUACCCAGAGACUCCACUACCUCGAGAAAUGAUUGACUUAGAGGCAGUUUUGGAGAAACUGGAGGGGGAGCUGGAAGAGGCCAACAAGAAUCUGCAGGCCUUGAGACAGAACUUUCUAGAACUCACUGAACUGAAACAUCUCCUGAAAAAAACUCAGGACUUCUUUGAGACGGAAACAAAUUUGCCAGAUGAUUUCUUCAACGAAGACACUUCAGGGCUGUUGGAGUUAAGAAGCUCUCCUGCAGCAGUUGCUGCAAAAUUGGGAUUCAUAGCCGGUGUGAUCAAAAGGGAAAGGAUGGUGCCUUUUGAGCGUUUGCUGUGGAGAGCCUGCCGAGGAAACAUCUAUCUGAAAUUCAGUGAAAUGGACACACCCCUGGAAGACCCUAUUACUAAAGAAGAGAUGAAAAAGAACGUGUUCAUUAUCUUCUAUCAAGGAGAGCAACUCCGACAGAAAAUCAAGAAGAUUUGUGAAGGAUUCCGUGCCACAGUGUACCCCUGCCCUGAGUCCGCUGGAGAGCGUCGAGAAAUUGCUGCUGGUGUGAAUACAAGGAUUGAGGAUCUAAACACAGUGAUCACCCAAACUGAGUCCCAUCGGCAGGGGCUGCUGAAGGAAGCAUCAGCAAACCUGUGGAGCUGGGGGAUCAAGGUGAAGAAAAUGAAAGCCAUCUACCACAUCCUGAAUUCUUGUAACAUUGAUGUCACCCAGCAGUGCGUCAUUGCUGAGAUCUGGUUCCCCGUGGUAGACACAAUCAAUAUAAAAAGGGCUCUGAAUCGAGGAAUGGAACGUAGUGGCUCUACGAUCAACCCAAUCCUGACUGCAAUACAUACUAAGAUGUCUCCUCCUACCUUUAACAGAACCAAUAAGUUCACUGCAGGUUUUCAAACUAUUGUAAAUUCCUAUGGUGUGGGCAAUUACAGAGAGCUUAAUCCAGCCCCAUACAUUAUAAUCACCUUCCCUUUUCUGUUUGCGGUGAUGUUUGGCGAUUGUGGUCAUGGUACCGUUAUGUUGGCCUUUGCUCUCUGGAUGAUCUCCAAUGAGAAGUCCCUGUUAGCCCAGAAAAGUGAUAAUGAGAUCUGGAACACCUUUUUCAGUGGCCGCUACCUGAUCCUACUCAUGAGUAUCUUCUCCAUCUAUACCGGCUUCAUCUACAAUGAUUGCUUCUCCAAGUCAUUCAAUAUAUUUGGGUCUUCCUGGCGUGUCCGCCCCAUGUACAACAAUGGUGUAUGGACGGAUGAAAUUGUUCAUAAUGCAGGGAUCCUCCAGCUGAACCCAGUAUCACCGGGAGUGUACUCUGGAAACCCAUAUCCUUUUGGAAUUGAUCCGAUCUGGAACAUUGCGAACAACAAGCUGACUUUUUUAAACUCCUACAAAAUGAAGAUGUCUGUUGUCAUGGGGAUCUCACACAUGGUCUUUGGCGUGGUGCUCAGUCUCUUCAACCACAUUUAUUUCAAGCAAACCAUCAACAUCAUCCUGCAAUUCAUUCCAGAGAUGAUUUUCAUCCUCUCCCUCUUUGGUUACCUGGUUUUCAUGAUUAUUUUCAAGUGGUGCCAAUACGAUGCCACUGUCGCCCAAGAUGCCCCAAGCAUCCUCAUCCAUUUUAUCAACAUGUUUCUGUUUAGUUACAACGACAAGACAAAUCUUCCCCUAUACGAGCAUCAGCAAGAAGUACAAACCUUUCUCGUCAUUUUUGCCCUGAUUUCUAUUCCUUGGAUGCUCUUGAUUAAGCCCUUCAUCCUUCGAGCCAGGCAUCAGAGAGCUCAGCGUAUGCUGGUUUCACCUGGACUGUCAGAGAGCCCCACUGGAGACAUUGAAGUGGAGAUCAUUGAGUCUAACUGUUCUAAGAAAACAGUUCAAGAAGACCACAGUGCUGGUGAGCAUGGAGGACAUAACGACCAUGAGGAAGAGUUCAACUUUGGAGACAUCUUUGUUCACCAGGCCAUUCACACCAUUGAAUAUUGUCUCGGUUGCAUUUCCAACACAGCUUCUUACCUUCGGCUCUGGGCGCUGAGCUUGGCUCAUGCACAGCUCUCAGAGGUCCUCUGGGGCCAGGUGAUGAUAAAUGGGUUUCAAUUCAGUAACCGGAUAGGACUCAUUGCGGUCUUCAUCCUCUUUGCCAUCUUUGCUGUUUUGACUGUAGCCAUUCUACUGAUCAUGGAGGGCCUCUCUGCGUUCCUGCAUGCACUGAGGCUUCACUGGGUGGAGUUCCAGAACAAAUUCUACAUUGGGUCAGGUUAUGCAUUUACACCAUUCUCUUUUAAGGCCAUCAUAGAAAGAACAGAUGAAUGAAACUGGUUUAGAGCAUGGAAGUCUAAAAUCCUCAAGAUUGCUGCUGCUGCUGCUGCUCUUUUCUCCUUCGUACCCUCAAGAUUGUCUCUCCAUACCAAAAGGGAGGGAAACCCCUCCAUGUAAAGGGCCAAGGGCAGACUGCAACAGAGCUUCAUGUGUGGAGCUCCCAGUGUAAUUUUCUUUUUGUUAAAGUAGCUACAAGGUUGGGAGGGAUUUGGAAUGGAGGACAGGGUCUUUCCCCCUCCCCAUGAUGCAGAUCCUCACCUACCCUCAUCAUAGCUGGUAGCUGCAGCUAAGGAACUUGGGGAGGACGUACAUGUUUAAGCCUGCAGGUUUUCUCUUCUGUGGAUAAUAGCAGUUAGACACACGUGCUUCCAUGCUGCAGCCCUGAUCCAAAUUGGGAUUGCCUCUGCCCACCGUGGCUGCUUUCAACAAAAUAAUAACAUUAUGUUGGUUGCUGAAAACAUGGAGUGUCCAAUGUAAUGUGUAGUUUGGCCCUUAAUAUUAGGGGAAAGGAUUGUCGCCUAGCCUUCUGCUCAUUAUGUCAGCUUUCAAGAUGCAGGGAAUAUUUUUUUGUAGAGAGGCGCAUUUAGUCCUUUGAGCCUCUUCUGCACUCUGUAGUGGUACAGCCCAAACACAGUUUUACCAUCUCAGUGAGAACUAGGCCCUUGUUUUCUCUGAAUGCAAUACAGCCUGUCCACUACUGUAGCACACCCAAGCCAAGAGCAGUGGUGGCUGGGGGCUCCAUGUCAGUGGAAUAGUCAGCACCUUGGACAGCUGUUUGAAAGUUUGGACUAAAACCUGGAGUGGAUUCCACUGACAUGGAACCACCAGCCCUUACUGGCCAAGAAGCAGGCUUAUGUUGAAUUGUAUGGCCAAAGUGUGGCUCCUCCUAGUCUCCAAAAUCCAGCAACAUUAUGUACCUCCAGUUACCAGGGGUGUCAAGUAACUCUGUUACAAAUUGAAUUUGCCAGUAGAUGUGCGUUUUUGCCCUCUGCAGAACCACAACAGAAUAUAAUGGCACUUGCAUAGUUUCAUUGCGAGUUCAGAAAGCUUUCCUUGCAUUGCAUGUCCCAUGAGUAAGUAAGUGCAGAUGAAGUUUCCUGUGGUGCAUUGUGUCAUGCAAGGACAAAUGACCUUGGCGCAUGCCUUUCUGGCAUCGUAGGCUGCAGCACCAGUUUUAAUGAGACAGAGGCCUCCUGGCUAAUGUGACCUGUGAUGUUAGUAAAGCAUCACACUUGUGCAGGAGGCAUUUGUGCAUGCCCAGUAUAGCCUACAAUGCUGGAGAGCCAAAUAAACCCACUGUGUCUUAGGGAUUACUCCAGAAGAAACAGCAAAUCUAGAUUCUGAAACAGCUCCUGGAUCAAUCAGAAAGUUCAUUCUGCUUCUGCAAGAAAAGGUCAGGCCUGAAGAAUCUUUUCCAGAAUGAAACCAUAUCUAGAGCUUAGGCUCUGGUCUCUUGACUUCUGUGACUAAAUAAUUGCAUAGACUUAAACUCAGAAGUUGCAGUUUUUCCUGUUACUGGGUCGUUAUGAUGGGACAAACUGAACCUUCCAGUAUUCUACCUUUUACAUAAUUAUUAAAGGGACAGCAACCCUUUCCAAUAUUUGCAUAAGCCAGGGAUGGGAAACCUGUGACCCUCCAUACCUUGUUGGACUACAACUCCCUUCAUUCCUGAUCCUUGGCCAUGCUGGCUGUGGGUGGUGGAAGCUGAAGUCCAAUGACAUCUGGAGGGCCACAGGUUCCCCAUCCCUGGUGGAAGCAGAAGAAGGGCUUACUAAGAUUAAUGGGGACAUAUUUCCUGUAAGUACUCUUAGGUCUAGAGCUCACAUACUCCUGUCUUUAAUUUCCUGCUCUUACAGCUGCUAACUUAUAGGAAUGUAGGGAUUCCUUUUGAAGCCUUGUGUUCACAAUAUUAAUUGCAGUUGUGGUAAGAGGAUGUGGCAUGUUGAAACCCAUUCAGAAAAACCUAGGUCUGUAAUAGGCCAUUACUUCUCUACUCCCAAAUGACAUGGUGUGAGCAACACAUGGCCCAUGUAUUGGGGGGGGGAAU
This is a messenger RNA of Rhineura floridana, 4588 nucleotides long. RefSeq names its product ATPase H+ transporting V0 subunit a4 (gene ATP6V0A4). The coding region runs from base 1 to 2535 and encodes 844 amino acids. The transcript is spliced from 20 exons. The record is from RefSeq and is a predicted model, not a curated record. Gene Ontology annotation, cellular component: vacuolar proton-transporting V-type ATPase, V0 domain; vacuolar proton-transporting V-type ATPase complex; plasma membrane. Gene Ontology annotation, molecular function: ATPase binding; proton-transporting ATPase activity, rotational mechanism. Gene Ontology annotation, biological process: vacuolar acidification; proton transmembrane transport. NCBI's taxonomy places the organism in Eukaryota, Metazoa, Chordata, Lepidosauria, Squamata, Rhineuridae.